AUCUAACUUUUGGUUAGAUACGGCCUUCUCCCUAAAUAGGCAAUUACAAAAAAGCUCAAAUCAACAUCGUUUAAGCAAUGCCUUCUAAGCGAGAAGAACAAGCCUCAAGGGAGCCUACGCGCUUUCUGCUCGUCGGCGUCGGCCCUCAUGCCAAACGAAUCUAUAUUCCACAUCUCAAAACUUUGGAGGGUGAUGGUCGAGCAAAGCUUGUCUGCGCCGUCGACGUUGAAGAAAAUGCGGAAGCAAUCACUGAGCACCGCAACAAGGCUUUCCCCGAGGCAGAACUCUUUUUCGUCCCUUUCUUCUCUGGAGCCAUGCCGGAAAAUGUUUCACUCUCGUUGGCAAACCUUGCUGCUCGCCUCAAAAUCGACUGUGUCAUUAUUUCGACUGAGCCGCUUGCACACAAGAGCUACGGAUUGUGGGCAAUUAGUCGUGGCCUCCAUGUUAUCAUGGACAAGCCUAUUACCGUCAGAAAGAAUGUCAUACACGACAUGGACCAAGCACUAGGAAUUGCCAAGGAUUACGAAGACUUAUUGACCGCCUACAAUGAGCUUCAGAAGCGCCAGCGUACUUUUUUCCUCGUCACCAGCCACCGCCGAUACCAUCCUGGCAUGUACUGCACGUUCGAUAUGAUUAAAGAAAUCACCGAGAAAUCCGGGUCGCCAGUCACAAAUAUCAUUUCUACGCACUGUGACGGUAUGUGGCGGCUGCCGACGGAGAUUGUUGAUCAAAAGUAUCACUCAUUCAAUAACGGAUACGGAAAAGUAUCUCACAGUGGUUACCAUUUCCUCGAUAUGGUGUACCGAUUCGUCAAAUCUGGGUGGACCGCAGAGAAGAAACCCGACAGGAUCGAAGUCGUAAGCAGUUUUGUGACACCUGCCGGGUUCCUCAAGACAUUCAACUACAAUGAUUACAUGAAAGCGUUUGGAGACAAGACAUACGGCGACUCAUGCAAGUAUACAGAUCGCUACAUCCAAACGUUGUCGCCGAAAUUUGGAGAGAUCGAUGCCGCUCUCCAGAUCUCUUUUAUACAAGAUAAUGAGCCGAUAUGCCUCGCUCAAGUCAAUCUCCAGCAUAACGGUUUCACCCGCCGUAGUUGGGUCACUCCCGGGCCGGAUCUAUACAAAGGUAUCGGCAGAGUCAAGCACGAGUUCCACGAAAUCAAGAGCGGGCCUAUGCAGACCAUUGUUAUCGACUCACGACAAGCCAAUGACAAACAUGAUCGAUCUAAGCCCAGCACUGCCACCAUCGGCACAGAUAACCACUUUGAAGUGCACGUCUUUCGCAACUGCGACCUACUUGAUGAGGAACAGCCGCUGGUGAGCUACUCAGUUGCUGACUUAGACCGGCGUUAUAACUCGCAACUCCCAGGAAUCUACUCAGAGAACGUCAAACGAGGGAUCCUGUGGGAAGCAUUGGACUUCAUUGAAGGCAAGAAGCCUUUUGAUGACUUGGCAUCAAACUUGGACGAUCAUAGCGUGCCGGCAAAUAUCAUGAGUGCUGUAUAUGCAUCGCAUAUCCAACGCAUGCGAGGUCUUAAUCCGGUAGUGAGCAUUGAAUUAACUACCCUCGUCUAA
Molecule: messenger RNA, 1577 nt
Organism: Trichoderma asperellum CBS 433.97
Lineage: Eukaryota; Fungi; Ascomycota; Sordariomycetes; Hypocreales; Hypocreaceae
Source: RefSeq, a predicted model, not a curated record